Molecule: messenger RNA, 2262 nt
Organism: Rotaria sp. Silwood2
Lineage: Eukaryota; Metazoa; Rotifera; Eurotatoria; Philodinida; Philodinidae
Source: the annotation of a GenBank genome assembly
AUGAUUGAUCCAGACACAGAAGAAUCUAAAACAAUUUUGAUUGGAACACCAAAUGAUGAUGAAAAAUGUGAAGAAGUCGGUCAAUCAAGUACACAAAUUUGUCAAAGUUAUAUAUUUCCAAUAGGAAAUCGUUUACUACGUUUAAUUGAUGCACCAGGUGUUGGUGAUGUAAGAGGUCUAAAACAAGAUGCAAAAAAUUGUGAUCAUAUUCUUGCUUAUAUAAAUCAAUAUGAACAUUUAAAUGGUAUUUGUUUAUUAUUUAGACCAAAUAAUGUACGAUUAACAAUUAAUUUUCGUUUUUGUUUUAAAGAAAUCUUAACACAUUUACAUAUUAAUGCUAAAGAUAAUCUUAUGUUUAUAUUUACUAAUGGACGCUCAACAUUUUAUCGACCAGGUUCUACAACUCCAUUAAUUCGAACUCUUAUUAAAGACUUAAAUGAUGCAUGGAAAGUUGAAAUUCCAUUUAAUAAAGAAAAUACAUUUAUGUUUGAUAAUGAAGCAUUUCGGUUUUUAGCUACAUAUAAAAAUGGAAUAAAAUUUUCAACUGAAGAAGUGAAUAAUUUUAGUAAAAGUUGGGAAAUAUCAGUUACAGAAUUUACUCGACUUAUUGAACGUAUUCUUAAAUGUGAAUUGCAUGCUGUUAGAGAUAGUAUAUCAAUAAAUGCUGCUCAACAACUUAUACGUAAAUUAAUACGACCAAUUGGUGAAAUAGCUCGACUCAUACAAGAAAAUAUUCAAUUAGCUCAAAAACACAAAAAAAAUGUAUUAAACAAUUCAUUAUCAACAUUACCAAAACAAAUAUCACAAAAGAAUGGAAAAGUUGUUCAUUAUGAUUAUUCACGCGUACAGUAUGUACAAAUAGACGAUGUACUAAAAUGAUUGUUGUUGAUGAUCAACGAAAAGUCAAUUAUAUAACUAAAUGUCAUGCACAUUGUUAUUUACGUGAUGUUGAACAAGAAUGUGUUGGCCAUUCAAUAUUAAAAUAUUGUCAUGCAAUUCAUAAACGCACAGGUUAUUUCUUUUUUUAAUGCAAGAGUAUCAAACACGUACGCUACACCACGUAAUACACUAUUCGGAACAGUAGUAGUUUUGCAACAAUAAGAAAGAAUUGUAAAGCAAACUAUGAAAGUUGUCAGACUAGAAUCAGAAGAAAGUUAGAUAAAACAAGAAAAAUCUGUACGAUUAUUGAAUAAUUAUUUGUACGGACAGAUGUGAUAGUGAUAGGUGUUGUCGUUUUUGGAUAUUUCUUGACGAUGCAGCAUAUAAAGGAGUAACUAUUUAUUUUAGCUAAAAUCUUUGGUGUCUGUGGAAAACUAUCGGAUUUAGUUUUGAACAGAAUUUCAAAUCGAACUAUUUUGAUUUAACUUUACUAAAAAAUAUUUUACACUAGGCAGAAAAUUCAGGAAAAAACCUAUAACUUUUGUCUGUCACGUUAUGAUGAUGAACGAUUUUAAAAUUUUCUUGGUCCCAUUGUGUUCUAUCGAAGUAAAAAAAUCAUCAGCUCAAAAGGAAUGAAUCAGUUAGAAUGCUUCUUUCGUCGGACUUCACAUGAACAAACAAUCUUUGAAAAGAAAAAGAACAAUAGCUAGUAUAAAAAUAGUCAUCAAGUCUAUAUCUAUAUACUGGGUGAUCUUUAGAUCACUAGAUGAAAAAAAAAAAACUCAAUCACUUCAGUGUGCUUCAAUCAAUCAGACUGAUAUUUUUCUCUUUGAUAGAUGACUCUUUAAAGAUUUUAGUCAUAAGGAAAUUGCCAAAUAGAUACUAUAGAACUACUAUCGGCGCCAGAAUUCAAGGCAGUCGGAUGGUUUUUGAAUAACUUUUGAUAGGAACAAGAUAGAGACCUGCGGUUUUCAGUGUUGGAUAGCCAAGACCUAGGAGCAUAUUUUCAUAAGCAAAAUCUUUUCUGAGAAAAAAUUUGAAGAGUGGUUUUUUAGAGAAUUUCUGAAAAACCAUGCUGAAUUUCUGAAAACUACCAUAACAGUCUCUUGAUUUUUUUACAUAUUCGGAAUCCGCAUCGAAAACUGAGUCGAAUCACGCAUGUUUCAAAUCUUUUCACGAACUUUUUUUUCGUCGAAAAAUUCACCCCUGGUCCCCAUGAGGGGUAGGUCAAAAAAUGAAGGCAGCCAAAACUCCGUUUUUAUUGUUUAUUGAUUUGCCAUUUUAUGUUCUACUAGCAUUUUAGAAGCUCCGAACUCGAUUUCCGUUGUCCAAGUGACUUUUUGACUGACUUUAUUUUUUGAUCUCUUCCUCAGAAGGACCAGG